AUGUGCUGUAAUAACUCUACAUGGCUUGAUCGUUUUGUGGGGUCCCUGUCAGCACAAUUUGCCCUUAAAGAUCUUGGUACUUUACAUCAUUUCCUGGGUGUGGAGGUCAUUCCUACUGGUGGUGGAAUUUUUCUGUCUCAAAGUCAGUAUAUUACUGGCAUACUGACGCAGUUCAAGAUGGAUGGUGCAAAGGAUGUUUCAACACCGCUGGCUACUUCAGAGAAGUUGGUACCGCUGCGACCGUCCGAUGUUGCGACUGAUGCCACUCAGUUUCGUCGCUUGCUUGGUCUUAUGCAGUACUUGGUGAUUACACGUCCGGAUGUGGCGUUUGCUGUCAACAGGCUUUCGCAGUUCAUGCAUGCACCCUCGGAGUUACACUGGCAAGCCGCCAAACGCCUCCUGCGGUAUCUAAAAGGAACCGCAUGUCAUGGUUUGUUGCUACGUGCAGGUCAGCCCCUUUCGUUGCGGGUAUACACUGAUUCAGAUUGGGGUGGACCGUCCAUUGAGGGUCGUUCCACUACUGCAUAUCUGGUGUACCUAGGCGAUAAUCUAAUCUCUUGGAAGUCUACGCGUCAGAAGUCUGUCUCGCGAUCGUCCACGGAGGCGGAGUAUCGGGCCCUGUCGAAUGCAGCAGCUGAGGUCCUCUGGGUCAAAAAUCUGUUGCAAGAGUUGAAAUUGGGGCUGGUUGAGCCUCCGGUCCUGUUUUGUGACAACUUGAGCGCCACGUACGUUUGCAAGAAUCCCGUGUUUCAUUCCCGCAUGAAGCAUCUCACCUUGGAAUACUAUUUUGUCUGGGAUUUGGUUGCAAAUGGUACGCUAGUUGUGCGGCACGUUUCGUCUUCACCUUAA
Ipomoea nil (Japanese morning glory) is the source of this 849-nucleotide messenger RNA. RefSeq lists its product as uncharacterized. Lineage: Eukaryota; Viridiplantae; Streptophyta; Magnoliopsida; Solanales; Convolvulaceae. Bases 1 to 849 code for a protein of 282 amino acids. The record is from RefSeq and is a predicted model, not a curated record. The transcript is spliced from 2 exons.